Messenger RNA from Parasteatoda tepidariorum (common house spider), 1568 nucleotides. RefSeq lists its product as uncharacterized. Lineage: Eukaryota; Metazoa; Arthropoda; Arachnida; Araneae; Theridiidae. Gene Ontology annotation, cellular component: cytoplasmic ribonucleoprotein granule; nucleus. Gene Ontology annotation, molecular function: RNA endonuclease activity; mRNA binding. The record is from RefSeq and is a predicted model, not a curated record.
AUAAAAACAAAUUAUCAUUUGUUCGAUAUUCGAUUACUAAAAAUAUGUUGAAUGUUAUUAUUGUGACACGAGCUAUUAAUUUAAAUGUCUAAAAUUCAAAACUUCGAAUUGCACUUUGUUUAUCAAAUCUGUACAUCAAUUUAUAAAUAUAAAUCAUCAUAAUCUUUGUUGCAAAAUUAAGGCAGUGAAAUAUUUUUGUGCAUUUUUAUUUAUCAUUGUAAUUUCAACUGUUUAUCAUGGAAGAUAUACCUGUUUCACAUAUUGGUCAUAAGAUACUAUAUGAAUUCAAAGAUAAAUUAGAAUCUAGACACAUGGUAAAGAUACUCAUGCCUGAUCUUCAAAAUUCAGAUUUAUGUUCAUCAGGUGAGACAAUAUUUGUCAAGAUUAUCGGAGCUAGGAAAAGUAUUAGAAAAGUGCAGAGAUUCCUGAAUCGAAAAUUGUUAUUUCAACAAAAAUUGGUAUCGGGUGGUCAAGAAGGAGAUCAAUCUGUAAUUAUACUAAACAGUGACUCAGAAGAUGAAAAUGCCAAGGAAGGAAAAAGAUGUGUGAAACAAAACGAAGAGGAGCCUCCUAGAAAAAAACUUUGUGCUGAAAUUAUUGAAAUUGAUUCUGUUGUACCAUCUGUGAGAUCAGGAAAUCAUUCUCCAUUCUGCGAAGUAACUAGCACUACUAAUGCAGACGAAUCAGUCAUUAUUAUAGAUGUUCCAACUGCUGAAGAAUUUAUUCCUAUUUGCACAACAAACCCACAAAUUGAACUAACACCAAGUACAAAAACUGUUCCUGAAGUGGAUGAUGAUGAUGUUGUUGUAAUUUCUUCAGAUGAAGAAGAUACUGUGAAUCAGGUACAACAGUUACCAAUUGUACCAAAAGCCAUUUGUACACCUCCCAAACGACUCAGACCGGUAGUUAUUGAUGGCAGUAACGUUGCACGAGCGCAUGGGAAACCACAAAAUACGUUUUCAUGUAAAGGCAUAAAAAUCUGUGUAGACUAUUUUUUGAAAAAAGGUCACCCUCAGGUCACAGCAUUCGUACCACUUUUUAGACGGCAUUGUAGAAAUGGUCCUAUAGUGACCACAGACCAGUAUAUAUUGGAAGAACUUGAGAAAACGCAAAAUGUAGUAUUUACCCCCUCUAGGAGAGUUGAUGGAAAGUCAUACAUGUGCUAUGAUGACAGGUUUAUUGUUGAGUUGGCUGUUGCAAAUGGAGGUGUUAUUUUAUCAAAUGACAAUUAUAAAGAUCUGAUAAAUGAGAGUCCAGACUUUGCAAAAACUAUUAAAAAUAGAUUGUUGAUGUAUUGCUUUGUUGGAGAUAUGUUAAUGAUUCCUGCAGACCCUUUGGGAUCAAAAGGACCUAAACUUGAAGAGUACCUCUCCUUUCCUCCUGGGUACACAUAAGAUUCUUGUCAUCGGAUGUUUGUUAACUGUUUUUUUUAUAAAUACCACUUGUUUUGGUGAAAAAAAAUUAUUUUUAUUUAAAUUUUGUAAAUAGAUAUGUAUAUGGAUACUCACAGCAGAUACUGUAAGCAUCAUAUAUUCAUAUUGAAAUAAAAUUCAAUUUUUUCAAGUGAA